AUGGGCCCUCUGGCCCGCUGCACUAUCGGUGCUGCAGGCACCGGCCUGAAGCGUGGCAGGUCCAAGGAGAUGGAACAUGGAAGUGGCCCCCAGCUUCUCCUCUGCUUUGCUCUCCUCUAUGUUCUCUGCACUCAAGCACUCGCUUUACCUCCUCUGGGAACUAUGAGAUUAGGAAACAGAAUGCCAUUUGAUGGGGCAAGUGAAUCUGAUCAUUCUCAAGGUUCAUUAAAAUCUGAGGCUGACAUUUUGCAAACUACACUACCUGAGAAUGACAAGUUCUAUUAUGAUGUAUACAGAGCUAAGCAGAUGGCUGUGAAGAAAUAUUUGAACUCUGUUUUAACUGGGAAAAGAAGUCAGGAAGAGCUAAACCCAGCCAGCCUUCGGGAUGAAACGGAAUUGCUUGACCCUGCCUUCUCCGAAAACUAUGAUGAUGAUGUCACUGUAGAUGACCUUGAGCUUCUGAAUCACCACCCAUUGCUCCUAUUUGGGCAGCUAAAUGACAUUAUUGGCCAUGCCAUGAAGAUGAUUUGA
Molecule: messenger RNA, 531 nt
Organism: Zootoca vivipara (common lizard)
Lineage: Eukaryota; Metazoa; Chordata; Lepidosauria; Squamata; Lacertidae
Source: RefSeq, a predicted model, not a curated record